CUCGUUCUCGAUGUCAGUGAGACGAAUUGGUGGUUAAAAAACUGAGAACAGAGAGAAAUCGCAAUCCCUCUUCGCCACUCUCUCUGUCUGUGUCUGUGUCUGUGUGCAGAGAAAUGGCGGGGGUGUCGUUUAGGUGGAUACUGCAGCUUCAUAAAGACGUCCCGAAAGCCGCUCGCUUUUACUCGGAAGGCUUGGACUUUACCGUCAAUGUCUGUACGUUGCGCUGGGCUGAGCUUCAAUCUGGUCCUCUCAAACUUGCCCUCAUGCAAUCCCCCAAUGAUCAUAUCAUGCAGAAGGGAUACUCUUCACUUCUAUCUUUUACAGUCACAGACAUUAACAGUACAGUAACGAGAUUAAUGGCAUUAGGAGCAGAACUAGAUGGCUCCAUUAAAUAUGAGAUCCAUGGAAAGGUUGCAGCCAUGCGAUGUAUGGAUGGCCAUAUGUUAGGCCUUUAUGAACCUGCAUAGGAGCUGCAGAGGCAAGCCCUUUUCAAACAUUUAUCUGAAGUAACCUUUAUUGGAGUUUUUAUCUAAGCAACUUUGAAAUCUGUAGAAGAGAGAGCGAAGAUGUGAGAAACUUCUUCUUUCUUUGGAUUUCCUUGAAUAAUUGAUACAGUUUGUUCAUCCAA
Ziziphus jujuba (common jujube) is the source of this 628-nucleotide messenger RNA. RefSeq lists its product as uncharacterized. The coding region runs from base 114 to 467 and encodes 117 amino acids. The record is from RefSeq and is a predicted model, not a curated record. The transcript has 3 exons. Lineage: Eukaryota; Viridiplantae; Streptophyta; Magnoliopsida; Rosales; Rhamnaceae.